This is a messenger RNA of Cryphonectria parasitica EP155, 1404 nucleotides long. RefSeq lists its product as uncharacterized. Lineage: Eukaryota; Fungi; Ascomycota; Sordariomycetes; Diaporthales; Cryphonectriaceae. The record is from RefSeq and is a predicted model, not a curated record. Bases 1 to 1404 code for a protein of 467 amino acids. The transcript has 3 exons.
AUGCAGAGGGAGGAGGAGGAGGAGGAGGAGGAGGAGGAGGAUAGCGUAGCAGACAAGCGGCCAGCCUCCUCGCCACCAUCACCGCCGUCAACCUCCACCGCCAACGCCACAACCGUCACCAACGCUGGCCCCUCUACAUGCACCGCCCUCCUCCUCAACAACUCAACCCAGCUCCCAGCCCAAGACCAGCAACACCUCACCCACUUCACCCACCAACUACAAUCCCACACCCGCCCUCUUCCCCUCCAGCCUCCCCUCUCCCUCCUCCCCAUCCCUCACUACACCACCCUCUACCACCGCAACGCCCACGCCCUCCAAGGCGCCCACUUCGUAGUCACCCAGCACGACCACCCCAUAGCCGGCCCCCACUACGACCUCCGCCUGCAGAUCAACCAGACCUCGUCGUGCUCGUGGGCCAUCAUGUACGGACUGCCAGGGGACCCCAACGCGAGAGGGAAGUCGGGUAGAGGCGGAGGAGCAGGGUGUAUGAGAGGGGCGGUGGAGACACGGGUGCACUGUCUCUGGAAUCAUCUUGUGGAGACGGGCGGGUGGGAGGUGGGGAGUCUGUUGAUCUGGGAUAUGGGUGAGUAUGAGGUGCUGCGGCUGCCGAGACCGAAGAGACGAGGAGCGCUGUCGGACUCGGGCGAGGAGGAGGAUGAAGAUGGGGACGAGGAGGAUGAUGACGAUGAUGAGGAGGAGGAGGAGGAGGAGGAAGAAGACGAGCGAGGAGGCUGGCACGGGCUGACGCAGCAGGAGAAGCUGGCGCGUGCGUUUGCGGACAGGAAGAUCCGGCUUAGGUUGAAGGGAUGGAGACUGCCGAGGGGCUACGUCGUUAAUCUCCGUCUGACGAAAGAAGAGGAUGCCUUGGGGCGGGACAGGGCUGCUGCGAGGGCUGUUGAGGGUGGUGAGGGAGCGCGACGACGGAGACGGCGCGGGGUGAGGCUGGGGCCUGUUGCUAAGAAGAGGAGGAGCAGGGGAAGGACGGGUCCGGAUACGAGCAGUAGCGGAGAUGAUAACGACAACAACAACGAGGGCAAUGAAAGAGAAGAACAGCAGGAGCUCCGCGAGCUGGAGGACGAGGAGGUGAGGAGGAUGAACGCAUACCCUGGCGCGUGCAACACCAUCGGCAGCGUACACCAGCGGAAAUGGUUUAUGUCGCUAGACAGGGAGGCUUGUGGGUUUGUGCGGGUGAGAAGGCAGAGGAGGACGACGGCGGCGACGAAAGAAGAGGAGGAAGGAGAAGGAAAAGAAGAUGGAAGGGCUUGGCUACAGUGGCCUUUUUAUGUUCGUGGUCCGGAACACGAGAGGAGCAUCGUCACGGGACGGCUUGGGAGCGAUGUGUUGCGUGACGAGGGCGUGGUUGGCUUUGUUGGGCGCAAGGGCUGGAGGCCCAUCUUGCAUUGA